Messenger RNA from Mandrillus leucophaeus (drill), 1366 nucleotides. RefSeq lists its product as uncharacterized. Bases 447 to 929 code for a protein of 160 amino acids. Lineage: Eukaryota; Metazoa; Chordata; Mammalia; Primates; Cercopithecidae. The transcript has a single exon. The record is from RefSeq and is a predicted model, not a curated record.
GGCUGUGCAUCCACCCGGAUCUUGCCCCAGGAGACAGCCUCGUCUGGUCGGGCACCCGAGUCGGAGCCAUCAAACUCCUGGGCUGUGUUGAUGUAGACAGCAUAGUCGGCCCCGUUCCGCUGUGGGGAGAGGAGGGGCACGGCGGGCCCAGUUAGCCAGUCACAGGAGACAGACACAGAGGGAGGACACCAUAGCCAAACAGGCUGAGAGGUGUGUCCCAGAUGAAGGAAGCCCUUUGCAGACCCUCGCUCCCAGACAGGGCCCAUGUCAAUGUCUGGGGUCACUAGAGCUGCUGGGCAACAACGGCCCGUGUUUCCCCAGACCCAGCAGCCAGGUGUCAACAACCCUGCCCCAUCGGCAAGGCAGGAGCUGCCAGCAACUGUAUCCUCAGAAGCCCUCCAAAUCCAACCACCUCCCGCCUCCACGGGGCCCAUCCUGAUCCCUGCAUGGUCACCACCGUCCUGGACUGGAGUUUUUACUCACCCGCCACCAUCUGUUCACCACAUGGCCACCAGGGGGAGCAUGGGAACCCUAGUCAAGUCCUCUCCCACCUCCCUCAGGGCAAAGACCAAAGCCGCGCCUCAGCCCACAGGGCCCAGCAGACUCGCUGCAUCACCUCCUGGCCUUCACCACUCCACUUUCCCUCACCAGGUUCCCAGCUGUUCCGGGAUUACUUCAGGCACCCCAGAGCCUUUACACUGGCUGUUCCCUCUCCUGGGAACUUUGCAAUCCAGAAGCUCAAUCCUACCACAGCAGCUGCAACUCCUGGCACGGGAGACAACCACAUGGCUCCUGGGAGAUGCCUCCCCAAACCCCUGCUCCCAGCUCAUACUUCCAGAAGCCUCCUUCCAAAACCCCUUGUUAGACAGAACCCCUUUCUCUUAUCCCAUCAUCUAGUAUGCUCCAUAGCAAUGACUGCCCCGACAUAGAUGUCACUUGUUUGCUAUCUCCCCUACUAGAACAUCAGUCCCAGGGGAGGAGGGAUCCUGGUUUGUCUAGUUCAUGCUGUCUCCCCAGCGCAUGGCAUAGGCCGAGCACACAGCACGUCUGCACAGUGGGCCAAAGCACCACCCCCACUCACCAUGAGGUUGGCAUUGGCGAUGUGGUGCUUGACCACGCCCCCGCCCAGAAUGAUCAUCCCAGUGCCCUUGGCAAAGAUGGCCUGCGUGUUGAUGAGCCUCAGGUCUGGGGAAAGAGGGUCUAAGUCAGGCCUUGGACUCAGCCGGCCCUCCUUCCCGUCUCCUCUGUGGCCCCAGCGCCUCACCCUCAACGAUGUCCAGGACCAGGCCUGGGUUCUUGUAGGAAUGGAAGAAGAUCAUGUCGCCCAGCGAGCCGUCUGUAAGUGCGGGACUAAACACAGGGAUGU